AAAAUUCAAAAUCGGAAGCUGAAAGGAAAAGAAAAAUAAUAGAAAAAUCGAGACAACCUUAGAAUCGUCACGACUUCAAUAUGCGAGAUUGGACCUUCCUGGAAAUCUCUUUUGCUCAAUUAUUUUUUAAUCUAUACUUCAAGUUAAAGAAUAAAUAUUGUCGAGAAGAAAGCAAGAUUUUGAUGAUUGCGGUGAUUUGUUGGGUUCAUCUUUCUUUAUAGAAAUUAAAAGAACCUGCAAAAGGGUUAUUGUUAAUUUUCUUUGAAUUUUGUUAAUCUAGUGUAGGUUUAGUAUUGACAAAUGAAUGUUGUUGGAAAAGUUGGGAGUUUAAUUUCACAAGGUGUGUAUUCUGUUGCUACUCCUUUCCAUCCUUUUGGUGGGGCUGUUGAUGUGAUUGUUGUUCAGCAACAAGAUGGGAGUUUCCGAAGCACACCUUGGUAUGUUCGGUUUGGGAAGUUUCAGGGUGUUUUGAAAGGGGCUGAGAAGGUUGUUCAUAUAACUGUUAAUGGCGUUGAAGCAGAUUUUCAUAUGUUUCUUGAUAACUCUGGGGAAGCAUAUUUUGCAAGGGAGGUUAAUCCUUGUAAAGGAAUUAAGACAAAUGGUGAUUUGAAAGAUUCUGAUAGUGAAGUUUUACAGGGUGAAGGUAAUACAAAGAUUGGUGAAUUUUAUAGACUUGAACAUAGUGUCUCAGAUUCUGCAGUGCUUCAGUUGAGGAACGAACUUGAUUCCAGAAAUCCGAAACGGUUUGAAAGGGCAGAAUCUGAUACUAGGUACUAUGACUUUCAGGAUGAGCAGUCCUCAAUGGAGGGUUCAAUUAAUUUGUCAGAAUAUGGGUCUGGCAGAUAUGAGGGUUUAAAUGGCGAGUGUUUUGGUGAAGCACAGGGUUCAGAUUCAGAAGUAGUCUUGGUCAGUGUGGAUGGCCGCAUACUUACAGCCCCUGUCUCAGCAUCAGAGCAGAGUGCUGAAAAUGUGCAACUAAGCACACCUCAGUUCCAUCUAGGACCAGGUGAAGAACCUGAUUUUUGUGAGGAUAAUGAGGAGUUCAGUUCAGGUGACAAUGUGUGGGCUGCUAAUUAUAUUAGUAAGCUCAAUUCAUCUGCAGCUGAGGAUUCCGCUGAUAAUAUCCGCGGAUUGAAUAGUGAUUCUACUGCUUUGUACCAUCCAGAAGUUUGUGAAAAUGGGGUGGAACAUGCCUGUCAGACUGAAGAAACAACAAACCUUUCUAACCAUGUCCAUGAAAGUGAAGUGAAUAGGCUGAGUGACGUUGAAGAUGCAUCCAUGCGUAAUAAGGAUGGUAUUUUUAAGAGCUGCCUUGAACUAACUGAAUUGGGCAGGCACGGGGAAGACUUUAAUUCUGAAGACAUAGUUAGCCCAUCAGAAGCUCAGAUUUCACAGGAUAAACCUCCUCGCAGCCUUCCAGAUGAUGAUGAAACUGAAGAGGGAGCUGUUGGUGACUCUAGAAAUAAAGAUGUGUUGUCUUCCUUUUGUAGUCCUAAUUCCUCCAAAAAUAAUGGAUCACCUGAGUUUCUAGUUGAAGGUGAGCCAAUUGAAAAAGAAGUGCUGGAUACAGAUCAUACAGGUUCUAGCAAUGCGUCUGUUGAUUAUAUUAGUAAUGACCUAGAACAAAAAGAUGAACAAUAUGGUACAUCAGCAGCAACCAAAGGGAUAAAUAGCAGUGAGCGAAGUCCUGCACUUGAGGAUAAGAGUAGCAAAAGUGAGAUUGUGGAAACUGUAACUUCUGGUGAAGAGGUAGAAACUCGCGCUUGCUUGGGAUUUGAGAUCUCACUAUGUGGAAAUGAACUUCAUGCGGGUAUGGGACGAGAUGCUUCGGCAGAAGUCUUUGAAGCAUACCGCAUAUCACAUGAGGAAUAUAAAAAUAAUGCAAUGUCAAUUAUUAAGAAUGCAAACCUAAUCAUCCGAUUUGGAGAGAGGUAUUUUCCAUGGGAAAAAGCUGCCCCUAUUGUUCUUGGAAUGGCUGCAUUUGGUUUAGAGUUAGAUGUUGAGCCCCAAGAUGCAAUCCGUGUUGAACAGAACGAGUCACCAAACUCAGAGAAUGAUGAUUCUACAGUCACUUCCACAUCCUCUGGCCGUAGAUGGAGGCUCUGGCCUAUUCCCUUUAGAAGGGUCAAAGCACUUGAGCAGAACCACAGCAAUUUAUCUACUGAGGAGGAAUUUGUCGAUACUGAAUCUACUCUACAAGAUUCACCAGCAGGUACUCCAGCAUCCGGUGGGAGGAUUGAAUCUCCCCAUAAGCAAUAUAUUAGGACUAAUGUUCCCAUUAGUGAGCAGAUAACUUCCUUAAAUCUGAAAGAUGGUCAGAAUAAGAUUACUUUCAGCUUCUCCACCAGGGUUCUGGGAACACAACAGGUUGAUGCUCAUAUAUACUUGUGGAAGUGGAAUGCAAAGAUUGUAAUAUCAGAUGUUGAUGGAACUAUCACCAAGUCUGACGUUUUAGGACAGUUUAUGCCUUUAGUUGGAAGGGAUUGGACACAAUCUGGUGUAGCUAAACUUUUCUCUGCCAUUAAGGAGAAUGGAUAUCAGCUACUAUUUCUGAGUGCACGUGCAAUUGUUCAGGCAUAUCUAACGAGAAGUUUUUUAAACAACCUGAAACAGGAUGGAAAAGCUUUACCAAAUGGACCUGUUGUUAUUUCUCCUGAUGGCUUGUUUCCCUCAUUGUACCGUGAAGUGAUAAGAAGAGCACCUCAUGAGUUCAAAAUAGCAUGUUUAGAGGAUAUCAAGAAACUUUUUCCCUCUGACCACAAUCCAUUUUAUGCGGGCUUUGGAAACAGAGACACGGAUGAGCUGAGCUAUAGAAAAAUCGGGAUCCCGAAGGGCAAGAUUUUUAUCAUCAACCCAAAGGGUGAGGUGGCUAUUAGUCAUUGUAUCGACGUGAAGUCGUAUACGUCAUUGCACACUCUCGUUAACGACAUGUUCACACCAACUUCAUUGGUCGAACAGGAAGAUUUUAACUCAUGGAAUUUUUGGAAAGUGCCAUUGCCGGAUAUUGAGUAACAGGCAGUAGCUAAAAGGGCACCAGCGAUCAAGCGUUCCACAUUCCGUUGAGAGAUUAUUGAUGCUUUAAACUUUGCCUUCUGCAGCCUUUAGUUACUGUAUUCAUUGGUGACCUUCAAAUAAUUGUAUGGAUUCAUAGAUAGUUGAAGCGAAUAAAAUCGAAAGUCAUUGCCUCCCCACAUAGCUGUUAUGUUCC
Molecule: messenger RNA, 3208 nt
Organism: Hibiscus syriacus
Lineage: Eukaryota; Viridiplantae; Streptophyta; Magnoliopsida; Malvales; Malvaceae
Product: phosphatidate phosphatase PAH1-like
Exons: 11
Coding region: 301-3012 (903 amino acids)
Molecular function (GO): phosphatidate phosphatase activity
Source: RefSeq, a predicted model, not a curated record